UGUUAGCUUUAUUUUGGUUAAAUAAUCUAUAUAAAUCUGUAAACUUUCAUUAUUUUAAUCCAGGGGAUGCUUGUACUAACGUUAACAGCAGCAGUCAAAAUGCUUCAUCCUCCUCACUGUGUAGAUGCAUUAUGCGUCGGACCAACACCAUGUCAAAUGGCUUUCUUGCUCACUGGUUUCACAUUUCUGAUCAUCGGGGCAAGCGGAAUUCGACCAUGUAACUUGGCUUUCGGUGUUGACCAAUUCAACCCGCACACUGAAUCCGGCCAACAAGGAAUCGCUAGUUUUUUCAAUUGGUACUACUUUACAUUCACGUUUGCUUUGAUGGUAUCGUUAACCAUUAUCAUCUACGUGCAAGCAAAUAUCAACUGGGUCAUUGGCUUAGCAAUCCCGACAUUUUUUAUGUUCAUAUCGUGUAUCCUAUUCUUUGUGGGUGCGAAGAUUUAUGUGAUAGUGCAGCCUGAUGGAAGCCCUUUGACCAGCAUUUUUCAAGUCUUAGUGGCCACCAUCAAGAAGAGGAAACUGGCAGUUCCUAAUGAUCCAUCGCAUUCCUUGUUCAAUCAUGUUUCUACCAAAUCUAUCAAUGCAAAACUACCAUACAACAAUCAACUCAAGUGUUUGAACAAAGCUGCAAUCAUAACUCCAAAUGACAAUAUUAACCCCGAUGGAUCAUCACAAAACCAAUGGGCGUUAUGUAGCGUACAACAAAUAGAGGAAGUGAAAUGUGUAAUCAAAACAAUACCAAUUUUGAUAGCUUUUAUAAUCUACAACGCUUCACUUACGAAUAUGCAAAUUUACACGGCGUUUCAAGCCCUACAAUCUGACCGACGACUCAAGCAUAGCUCAUUUCAAAUUCCGGCUGCAUCCUAUAGCGUCUUCCAAAUGCUAGCUCUCACCAUAUGGAUCCCGAUUUAUGAUCGAUUGAUAGUUCCAUGUCUUCGGAAAAUAACAAACAAAAGGCAAGGGAUUUCACCCCUCCAAAGGAUUGGAGUCGGGAUAGGCAUCGCCAUAUUCACAAUGCUUGUUGCAGCUAUAAUUGAAACAAAAAGAAGAGACAUGGUACAUUCAAAACAAGCACUUGGUUUUGAAAGGGGAAAAGGUGUGAUUUCAUCAAUGCCAGGCUAUUGGUUGGUAAUUCAAAUGGUGGUAGCCGGGAUCUCAGAAGGGUUUGCUAUGAUUGGGUUUGGCGAGUUCUUUUACAAGCAGUUUCCAGAAAACACGAAGAGUUUGGCGGGUUCUUUCUUUUGUUGCGGGUUCGCGAUGUCAAGUUAUUUGAGCAGUUUCUUAAUAUCAAUCAUUCAUAAAACGACCCGUGAAGGUGGCUCGAGAAAUUGGUUAACCCAAAACCUAAACGAAGCGAAAUUAGAUUACUUUUAUUACUUAUGUAUGGGAUUGGAGGUGUUGAGCUUUAUAUACUAUUUGAUGGUGGCAAAAUGGUAUAAAUACAAAGGAAGCGAAGACGAAACAACUGACUAUCCAUUAGAAGACAUGACAGCUACCCACAAACAUAUAGUUUGA
Helianthus annuus (common sunflower) is the source of this 1518-nucleotide messenger RNA. RefSeq names its product protein NRT1/ PTR FAMILY 2.11. Gene Ontology annotation, cellular component: plasma membrane. The transcript has 2 exons. Gene Ontology annotation, biological process: transmembrane transport. Gene Ontology annotation, molecular function: transmembrane transporter activity. Lineage: Eukaryota; Viridiplantae; Streptophyta; Magnoliopsida; Asterales; Asteraceae. Bases 67 to 1518 code for a protein of 483 amino acids. The record is from RefSeq and is a predicted model, not a curated record.